Messenger RNA from Pieris brassicae (large cabbage white), 2255 nucleotides. Its product is annotated as mitochondrial tRNA-specific 2-thiouridylase 1. The transcript is spliced from 5 exons. Gene Ontology annotation, cellular component: mitochondrion. The coding region runs from base 243 to 1376 and encodes 377 amino acids. Gene Ontology annotation, biological process: tRNA wobble position uridine thiolation. Gene Ontology annotation, molecular function: sulfurtransferase activity. Lineage: Eukaryota; Metazoa; Arthropoda; Insecta; Lepidoptera; Pieridae. The record is from RefSeq and is a predicted model, not a curated record.
GAUUAAGAGGUCGUAGAACAUAGAGAUUUACUGUACCAAAUGAAAAAUCGGUACAUUGGUUAAUUUGAAAAUUAUGAGAUGGUACAUCUUAAAGACAAUCGAACGAAAAGGAAGAUUGAGGACUGUCAAAAAAUAUGCCAUCUUUUAACCAAUCACCAAAAACCUUUGAUUAUAUAAAUAUUUAAGACCAACAACAUGGUUAUUUCAUACUUUCACAUUAUAUCAAAAAAUAUUAGCACAACAUGUUCAAAAAAAUUGCCGUCGGUAUUUCUGGUGGUGUAGAUAGUGCUGUAACAGCAUUUCUGUUAAAGAGCGCCGGCUACCAGGUGGAAGGAGUUUUCAUGAGAAAUUGGGACAAUAAUUACGAAGCAGGUUUUUGUUCAGAUGAGAAAGAUUAUGAAGAUGCAUCUUUUGUUUGUCGUAAGCUUGAUGUUCCUCUACACAGAGUGCACUUUAUAAAAGAAUAUUGGAAUGAUGUUUUCACCACUUUAUUAAAGGAAUAUGAGUCAGGAUUGACCCCAAAUCCGGAUAUACUCUGCAACAGAUAUAUUAAAUUUGAUAGGUUUUUUGAACAUUGCAGGAACAAUUUAGCUGUAGAUGCCAUUGCAACUGGCCACUAUGCUAAUACAACUUUUGGACCAUAUUUAGAUAAUUUUAAAGAAAAUGAAAGUGUAAAGCUUCUACAGCCAGUUGAUAAACAUAAAGAUCAAACAUUUUUUAUGUCCCAAGUAAAACAAUUCUCAUUAAGAAGAUGUAUGUUUCCAUUGGCAAGAUAUUUGAAAAGUGAAGUAAGAGAAAUAGCAAGAAAGAAGGGUCUUAUGAAUAUUGCUAGAAAAAGGGAUAGUACAGGAAUAUGUUUUAUUGGCAAAAAGAGAUUUAAAAACUUCAUUCAAGAGUUUAUUCCUGAGAAGAAUGGACACUUUAUUGAUAUAGACACAGGACAAAUUGUGGGAGAGCAUACUGGUAUCCAUAAAUGGACAAUAGGACAACGAUGUUGUUUGCGAAGCUUUAAAGAUGCAUACUUUAUAUUUAAAAAAGAUGUAGUUUCUAAUAAUAUUUAUGUUGUUGCGUGUACUAAACAUCCUGCCCUUUGGAAUAAUAUUUGCUACACCACCCAGCCUCACUGGAUUUCUGAAGAACCGGUAGAUUUAGUUAAGAAAUGUGUAUGGAAGGCCUAUUUUAGAUUCCAACAUACUAAGCCUUUAGUACCUUGCCGGGUAGUUAAGAACUCUGAUGGCUUAACAAUAAUAUUAGAGCAAAAUUUAAGAGCAAUAACAGAAGGGCAAUAUGGGGUUCUGUAUAGUAAUAAUAUAUGUUACGGUAGUGCAAAGAUAAAAGAUAUUCAUAAAAACCUUAAACUGCCUUCUAUUGAAUAAGUCUUAAUUUUAUACAGAAGACUAACACAAUAGUCAUAUUGUAUACAUUGUUAAUGUUAAUAUUAUUAUGUGGAAAAAAUAAAUAUUUGCUGUUAUAAGCAGAAAACUGUUUUCAAUAAUAUCACCUUUUCCAAUAUGUUUGGCUCUUGUGUUAUGUAGCUGUAGUCUGUAAGAGCUAAUUAGUGUUGUUGCGUCUAGUCGGUAAAGCCGAUAAUCCGGCCACUUUCGUAGUCGGCAACCAUUCGCCUAAGAGCGCCGACUAUGCGACUUCUUCGUAUGUCAGAAUAAAAUUAAUAUUUUAUUUACUGUCUACAACUAAUAUAUAUCAUCAAUUUUCAAUUUAAUUGCGAAUGCGUAAUAUAUUACAUUAAAUAAAAAGGCUGUUAAUCAAUAUUUAUUUAAUAUUUUAUAAUCAGUCUCUAAAAUUACUUGCUUUUAAAGACAAAAUAAUAUACGAAGGGCGGUCAAAAAGUUCGCGGAAUGACAGGGACGGGUAAUGAAAUGAAACAUUCAAUUAUUUUCCUUUUCAAUGUAUUCUCCCUUAACUCUAAUACAUUUAUCAGAUCUGUCAAAUAAUUUAUUAAUACCGUCGAAAAAAAGGCCGAAAUUGUCGACUUCACUUUAUCAUCGUUGCAAAACUUUUUUCCAUGCAGUUAUUUCUUUAUUUUUGGAAACCAAUAAUAGUCGCUAGAGGCCAGAUCUAGGCUGUGACGCAUCGAUGAAUGGCAACUGUCACAAAAAGGCUGGUGUGCACGGGCGCAUUGUUGUACAAAAGCAACACACCUUUUGUAAGCUUUCCUCGCCUUUAUCUUGAACAGUUUCUAUUAAUUGCUCUAGUAAAGAAGCGAAGAACCUGUCACGGUGACACCAAAUUCCUUA